AUGGCAGCGAUCUAUCGCGUUGGCGACCGCGUAGACGGUCUAUACGAUGAAAACUCCGACGAUAUGUGGUACCCGGGGCGGAUACGAUGCGUCCAUGCAGGCGAAGCAGAGCCUGACAGCGCAGACGGCCCCACGUUUGAAGUUUUGUACGACGAUGGAGAAGUGGAGACGCAUGUGCGACCUGAAUUUCUUCGCCAGCAUGUGCCUGGCACCAUUUGUGUUGGAACUCGUGUGCUUUGUCGUUACGAUGGCGGAGAAGAGUAUUACCCAGGCCAGGUUUCGGAUGUGCAGGAGAACGGAAGGUAUACCAUUGCGUACGAUGACGGCGAGGUGGAAGAAGACGUGCCCCUCGCUCAUAUUCUGGAGCCCAAGGAAGAGGAGAAGGACGAGGCAGAGGCUGCGGUGUCUGCUGAGCGCGCGUACAUUAUUGAAUCGCUCCAGCUACUGGAGAAGCGACUGGGUGACUCGGCAUCUACCAAGUCGGUUCUCUCAACGUUGGUCAAGCAGAUGCGUGCAUAUCCCCAAGUCACAGCCAAUCUGGUUCACAAACAUGGCGGCGAGCGUUUAAUUAUCGACGCGCUCAAGUUUCAUCAGUCUCACGCAGUCAUUCAAUGCUACGGAUUCGUGCUCCUGCGCAGACUCUGCUUUUUGUGUGUGAAAAGCACACACUAUUUGCUGCGCAAUGGAAUCGUGGAGUUGGUGAUCCAAGCGAUGAAUGCGUUUGCGGAGGACGCUAUUCUUCAAGCGUCUGCCUGUGGAGCUUUAGCUGUAUUUACGCGAGUCCAGUCUGGUUUGAACAUUCUUAUCGAGUACCAAGUGGCGCAGCUAGUGCUAUCCACUCUCAUCUAUCACAAAACCUACAGCGUACACACGCGGCAAGUACAUUAUUACGCUUGCGAAGUUCUGCUGGAGCUGUGCGAGCUGGACGAUCUUCAAACGCUGAAUCUGUUGUGUGGUGAGCAGGAGGAAGACUUUACGGGAGAUAUGGCUCCGAUCUCUCUCCUGCUCUUCUUGUUGCGCCAAGGACUUUCACUCGAUGACAAGAAGGCUUGCUGCGCUGUCGGUAGCUUACUCAUGUGUUUGGCGGCCAGUGGAAAGCGUGCAGCUGCCUUGAUCCUGGGUCUCAAUGGAAUAGCUGAACUUUCAACUGUUAUGGCGAGAUACCCUACCGAACCAAGCAUCCAAAAGUACUCUGCUGCAGCGUCAAAGCAAAUUGCACUUUGUACUGUCCGGCAAUCGCCCACGAAGAGAAUCAAGGACACCGCUACAGAGAUUUUACGGGAGGCUGAGUCGCUUAAAAAUACUCCCACAGAUAGGCAGCCCGUGAAGAAAAGCUCACUUCGAGGUCGAUCUACCAGCAUUGGGAAGCGCAAAAGCAACCCGGCCACAGGGUAUGGAGCCCCUUCGUAUCCCCGUGGGGCUGCCUACACCUCUAGCACACCUUAUCGACACACGCAAGGCUUCCCAAAGGCGGCAUCUCCAUACGGACAAGGAGCUUCUGGCAGCCUUGUCAUACUUGACGGAAGUCUAGGUAUGGACAGCGGAUUUGGCUCCACCAGCAAGCGGAAACAACUAUCGAAAGAGGACCGGCAAUCGGAGCUAUUUGACGCGUACGGAAUCCAGGGAGUACCCAGCGCUGCCAACGGAAGACCUUAUGGAACAAAGAGAGCUCAGUUAAGAGCACACUUGGCGUCCGCUGAAUCCGCUUGGGCCCCACCGCAGCAACAUGCCCCAUCAAGCAGCAAACCUUACUCUAGUCGAUCGGAUUACGUGGACCAUGGGCCGGCCUAUUCGCACCGAGAUUUCAUGUCGAGCCGUCAGAAUCGCUGGGACGACAAUGACGAGCCUCACCACGCUGCCGUGUACGAACCCGAAGUGAGGCAACCUCGAGGAGCAAAGCGGAAGAAGAAGAACCCAGCGCCCCGAGCUGCCUUCCAGGUGAAAAUUGAGAACGAGAACCAGCUUCGAGUGUCCAGAGAGACUCGCUCGCCGUAUCCGUCGCCUCAGCGCUUG
Phytophthora sojae is the source of this 2013-nucleotide messenger RNA. RefSeq lists its product as hypothetical. The transcript has 5 exons. The record is from RefSeq and is a predicted model, not a curated record. The annotation marks the transcript as partial. Lineage: Eukaryota; Oomycota; Peronosporomycetes; Peronosporales; Peronosporaceae.